AUGAAUCCCACCUCAAUUCCAAUCUCCAGAAGACUCCUCCAAUCAGCAGACCUCAACAACUUCGACGCCGCUCCCGGAACCUCCCUCUCCGCCGCCAUCGACCCCGUCUUCCAGCCCUCAAACGCCACCACCGCCCCCCGCCCCUUCAACCCCAACCUACCCUUCGGCUCCUCCAUGGUCCUGACACUCCUCGUCCUCCUUACCGCCCUCUUCUUCCUAGCCUUCUUCUCUGUCUACAUCCGCCGCUUAUCUUCAUCAGCCUCGGAGGACACAGGGACUCCCUCAUCCGCCUCCCGCAACCGUACUCCACCACCCAACCAGAAAGGCGGCCUCGACAGUUCCGCCGUGAACUCUCUCCCCCUGGUGGCCUACGGCAAGGCGGCGAAGCACCCGAUGAUCGACGACUGCACAAUCUGCUUGAGCGAGUUGAGGGAGAGAGAGACGGUGAAGCUGAUCCCUUAUUGCGGUCACGUGUUCCAUCCUGGCUGCAUUGAUACGUGGCUGUCGACGCACGUGACCUGCCCGCUGUGUCGGUCAGCCGAGCUGUUCGAGAGAGUUGAGGAGGAGGUUUGUUUGGAUGUGACGCAUGAUAAGAAUGGGAGGGAUAUGGGUGAGAGAUGGAGGGUGGAGGAUGGAGACGCGUGGAGGGACGAGAGGUCGGGGGAAGUGAGGAGGACGUGCAGUGGCUCUAGCCUGGUUCAUAAGGAGGCGGUGUUGUUGCAGAGAAGCACAAGUCUCUGA
This is a messenger RNA of Sesamum indicum (sesame), 741 nucleotides long. Its product is annotated as RING-H2 finger protein ATL57. NCBI's taxonomy places the organism in Eukaryota, Viridiplantae, Streptophyta, Magnoliopsida, Lamiales, Pedaliaceae. The record is from RefSeq and is a predicted model, not a curated record.